AUGUAUAGGAUAAAAUGGGAACACAAACGCAUUGUACAUGAAGAUGCUGUUGAUUAUCUCGAAAAAAUCCUCCGCCAACUUGUGCAAGCCUUCAUUGAUGCUGCUGUUCAUAUCAAGGACCCCAAGUACAAGACAAUGCGAUUGGUUGAUAUGCUUGUUGGUAUACAGAUGAUACUCAGUAUUUCUUAUGAGAUGCCUGUAAAAACAAAGGUCAACCAAGUUAUCAAAUAUUACAAUUAUCUUAUCCAUAAAUGCAAUCUAACUGCAAAUGCUGCUAUGGCUAAAAUGCAAGAUAUUGAGUUCAAGGCAAACACAUUCCAAGAGAUGUUCAAGAAUUCCUAUCCGAACAUAAGGGUAUGCAAUGAGGCCUAUAUUGCCCUACAAGCAGUUUUAGGCCUGAUCUUGAGCGACCUGUUCAACACAUUCUCAUUUCAAAAUGUGAGAAAUGGAUACAAGCUAGACUUUGUCAAAUCUGUCAUAGACAAGACCAUCUCCUACAGGAAUAUGUUCUAUAGACAUAAAUACGAACCCACAUCUAUAGAGAUGGAGGCCUUGCCGCCAUUGACAAAGAGCAUUUACGACAAUCUCAUAUCUAAGAUCCGUGGAACUUGUAAACGGGUAGCACCCGAUGCUAUGCAACACAUACAGUCUCUUGCUGCAGGCCUGUUGAAUAGAAUCCUGAAGAUCAUCCAUAAAGACACCAAAUGUUCACAUGACUAUGACUAUCUUUAUACGGUGCUGCAUAAAAAUAUGCUUGCAAAUCAGCUCUUGACACAGUGUUAUGAGUCGUGGUUCGAAAAUAAUGAUAUAUCAUUGAAGACAAUAGUUGAGCAGUUCAAGAAAGAUACCAAAAUCCAACAUGAGACCAUUGUCAUUUGGAUCAAUAUGCUAUCAGACCCACAGGCUCCAAUAUUGAAUGAAAGCACCAUAUGGAUGAUCCAUCUGAUAGUUGAGUCAUAUAUUAUCAACAUCCUCGAUAAGUCUUGCACAUAUGCCAAAUACAUGCAGAGAGCUAUCAUCACCAGGAAAUACAUAGAGGUGGUCAUGGAAUAUGUCUGA
Messenger RNA from Guillardia theta CCMP2712, 1059 nucleotides. RefSeq lists its product as hypothetical. The record is from RefSeq and is a predicted model, not a curated record. NCBI's taxonomy places the organism in Eukaryota, Cryptophyceae, Pyrenomonadales, Geminigeraceae. The transcript has a single exon. The coding region runs from base 1 to 1059 and encodes 352 amino acids.